This is a messenger RNA of Marchantia polymorpha subsp. ruderalis, 2954 nucleotides long. The record is from the annotation of a GenBank genome assembly. NCBI's taxonomy places the organism in Eukaryota, Viridiplantae, Streptophyta, Marchantiopsida, Marchantiales, Marchantiaceae.
AUACAGGUGUCAGUGCACGAAGCUUUCAAAUGGUUGUCAGAAGAUUCCUGUACUGAAUCUGGUGCAGCAAGCAGCACAAGGGAUCCCUCUCGGCACUUUCAUCCAGCUUCUGCGAGUCGCUGCUCCCCUGCCCUUCGUGUCUUGAGCAAUUCGGUCAGCAGAAGAUAGCUCGUCGCUUCGAUUCGUGCUUGAGUCGCUUUUGCGAAUCAGCCUGCGGUUUUUCACAUGAUGCUGUGAUCGCUGUAUGUGGAGGAAGUCUGCGUUGCUGCAGCUGCGAUGGACGAACCUUCUUCAUGAGCCAUGAUCCCGACCUCCGACUAUUUCUCGGACGGAAGUUCAGGGUUGCUGGUGGACAUUCUUCUCAAUCAUUAUGUGAUGGUUAUAUUACUUAUGACCAUCAACAUAUGUCUUGAAGUACGAGAGAUUCAAUAGAUGGAGAGACACAAAAUGCAAAUGUUUACUUAUAUCAAAACAAAAGCUGAGUGGAAGGAUAUCAUGAUGGUUUGUGCGAAAGUUAGAGAUGACAGGGACCUGCGUUGUGGAUGUGUAUGGGGCAAAGGUACCAAAGACUAGUUCACUUUCCCGAGCUAGUAGCGUUACCUCUCGAUUGUCGUUCGAGGAGAAAGAUUGACGAGCUCAAUGUCACUCCACAGUAGGUCACCGUCUCUCACCAGGAUAAGAACGUCGGCAGUAGAUGGGCAUGAUUCAGUGCCCGGCUUGGAGAAGACACGAAGUGCACCUUCAUCAGUGUAUUCCUUAUAUAUUACUCCAGAACCCGCACAACCUUUACAGCAAUCAUCAAGAAGAAGGCGAAAACCUCGUCGGAAGGGCUUACGACUCACUUUGCUUUUUCUAUUAGUGCUUGGUGGUUUCUUUCUGUUCGAAUGGCGAUAUCUGUCAUCACUUGGCCGAAAGUUUCAGUCCAGGAAGGACGAUUCUGUGAAACACGGCGCUACUCUUUUAUCCCAGGGAAGACAAUCUCCUAAGAAAUCAACACCACCAAUGUUCGAGCGACUCCUGGCGUUAGCUGCUCAUGCCCUUGCCGAGGGAGAUUCGAAGAGUGAACCCCAUGAUUUGUGGGAAGAACCAUUCAAGGAAGCUUCGAAGUGGAAACCUUGCGCUGACGAACGACCUGCAAAUCAUCUCCCCCCUCCAGAGCCGAAGGACAGUUCCGGAUACAUCAUGGUCAGUGCUGAUGGUGGACUCAAUCAGCAGCGAGUUGCGGUCUGUAACGCAGUAGCUGUGGCUCGUUUGAUGAAUGCCACUCUUGUUCUUCCAAAAUUUCUCUUCAGCAGUGUGUGGAGGGACAAUAGUCAAUUCGGAGACAUAUAUCAGGAGGACUACUUCGUGAAAUAUCUGAAGGACGAUGUGCGUAUUGUGUCAGAACUUCCAGUGGAGUUACAGUCAUUGGAUCUUUCAAUCAUGGGCAGCCUCUUGACAAAUGCAGAUGUGCGAAAGGAAUCAAUGCCACGUUUCUACCUUGAGACUGUGAUGCCAAUAUUACUUCGGAAUCGUGUUGUUCACUUCGAUGGCUUUGAAAACAGUCUUUCUUUUGAUCCUAUACCUCCCGAGAUUCAGAGACUGCGCUGCCGUUGUAACUUUCAUGCUUUAAAGUUCGUCUCUCGAAUCCAGCGAACUGCGGGAAUUCUGAUAAGAAGGAUGCGAGACGCAAAUCCUCGUUGGGGCCCAAUUGAAAAAGAUUCACAUUUCCCAUCCCAUGCUUCGAAUAUAGAGAAGGUACUAGUGGAGAACUAUAGCGGCGCACGUGGUAUUGCCAAAAAGGGUGAGACGGGUUUAAUCAGUGUUACAGAAGUUCAAAAUCCCCCCAGCAGGUAUCUUAGUUUGCAUCUGAGGUUUGAGAUUGACAUGGCUGCGUACUCGCUUUGUGAGUUCGGCGGAGGUGAAGAGGAGGUAAGGGAGUUGAAAGCAUUCAGAGAGCUUCAUUUCCCAACUCUUAACAAGCAUCACGAGAGUGGCAAAUUGCCGUCUGCAGCAUUCUUGCGAGAGGAGGGAAAGUGUCCACUGACACCUGAAGAAGCUGUAUUGAUGCUGGCUGCGUUAGGCUUCAAGCGCAGUACAAGAAUAUUCCUCGCAGGUGCUCACAUAUAUGGCGGGGAGGAACGCAUGGCCGUUAUCUCUAACCUCUAUCCGAACAUCGUAACCAAGGAGGACCUGCUCACUGCCGACGAGCUGGCCCCUUUCGCCAAUCACUCUUCACAGAUGGCGGCGUUGGAUUUCAUAGGCUGUGCUGCCGCAGAUGCAUUUGCCAUGACAGAUUCUGGCAGCCAGUUGUCGUCGCUCGUUUCAGGUUACAGGAUAUACUUUGGGCAGGGAUACUUACCGAGUAUACGACCCAAUAAGCGAAGGCUCGCAACGAUAUUUGCCAAUAACAUGACCAUCGAGUGGGAGGACUUCGAGGAAAGGAUUAGAAGGACUGUGAGAGAGAGUAAGCGCGUUCUCGUCAGGCCGACCGCGAGAAGUGUUUACAGGCACCCUAGAUGUAAAGAGUGCAUGUGUCAUUGAAAUUCGACCGGUCGCGGCUCGUCGAAGACGAUCUGUUGAAUAUCUUCAGUCUGGUACUCCAUCACACGUAGAGUAGGCGGGCAGGGCUCGACGUUCACCGGAUGAAAAAUUAUUUUCGAGUUCUUUUGGCAUAAUGCAGAGCCAUCGGCACAUUCAACCACUUGGGCAAGACCCACUGGUAUUAGAGUAAUAAAUUAUUAGGCCGUACGUCAGAGUACGAGUAGGCACAUGGUUCAAGCACGAUGGAGUACUCCUGUAAAUGUAUCGAUUUGAAGUUGAAGUUUUCCUUUGGCUGGAAAGGCUGAAGUUCAUUGUGAUGAACAGGAUCCGUGAAAGCGCUCAGCUGUAUACUGUCAUCUUUAUCUACAAAAGUGACAGUUCUGGGGAACUGCAGAAUAUACAUCUCAGUUCUGGGGAAUGAUAUCACCGAG